AUGAAGGCCUUCGGGGUCGCUACCCUCAUCGCUCUCUCCGCCUUGAUCAACGGAUCUUCCGCACUCUGGUGCGGGUGCUAUAUGAAGGAGCACGGCUUUUGGGGCAUAGACAUCUGGAUCACGGGCGAGGGUAUCAAAGAAGGAGGCUCUUGGUUUGGGUUGACGCAAAGCAACUGGUGUAAUGCACACUGGUAUACUGAAGCGGGUGGCAAAACACUACUCAAUUGCGAGUAUCGUGAUAAACCCACCCCAUUCAUCUUACUUGUCAAUACUCCAUCUGUUUGGAAAAUCUCCCCCUCUCUCGCUGUGUGCCACGUCGGAUCAUGA
Molecule: messenger RNA, 327 nt
Organism: Laccaria bicolor S238N-H82
Lineage: Eukaryota; Fungi; Basidiomycota; Agaricomycetes; Agaricales; Hydnangiaceae
Exons: 3
Coding region: 1-327 (108 amino acids)
Source: RefSeq, a predicted model, not a curated record